CGGACGGCGUCCGCGUAGCGUCCGCGUAGCGUCCGCGCCGUGAAACAGGACGGGGGUGCUGCUGACCACCACGCGCCGGCGUGGCCCCACUGCAGAGAGAAUGCGCCCAGCUUCCGGCCGCGAUCGCGUCUGAGGCCUCGACUCGUGCCAUGGGAGUGGGCGUCCCCGCCUGACUAUGGAACCAGGGCCGCCAGGGCGUGAUGGGCGCCGACACGGGCAAGGGCGAGCCGCUCGAUAAGACUAUGGGGCUGAGCGUGGCGGUGCAGGAGGCAGCGGCGGCGGCGGCCUUCGGGACGACGACCAUGGCGGCGACCAUGACGGCGACGACGUCCGCGAGGGGCACCCUGGUGCCGCCGGCGGACGCCGUCCUCGUCCCCAAGCUGAUGGGCAACAGCAACUGCACCGCUGAGGACUGCCUGCAGAUGCAAGACAUCUUCUACGGGACGUCGGACAUGAACGACACGUGGCGCAACAUCUCGGGCAACGGCACCACGCCGGCCGGCGCCGAGGACAGCGCGGUGUACUUCAUGGCCGCCAUCUCCGUCGUGCUCGGCCUCAUGAUCCUCAUCACCAUCAUCGGCAACGUGUUCGUGAUCGCCGCCAUCCUGCUGGAGCGCAACCUGCAGAACGUCGCCAACUACCUGAUCGUGUCGCUGGCCGUGGCCGACCUCAUGGUGGCGUGCCUCGUCAUGCCGCUGGGCGCCGUCUACGAGAUCUCGCAGGGCUGGAUCCUGGGGCCCGAGCUGUGCGACAUGUGGACGUCCAGCGACGUGCUGUGCUGCACCGCCUCCAUCCUGCACCUCGUGGCCAUCGCCGUGGACAGGUACUGGGCGGUGACGCAGGUGGACUACAUCCACACGCGCAACUCGCAGCGCAUCGGCAUCAUGAUCCUGCUGGUGUGGGCCGUGGCGCUGGUGGUGUCGCUGGCGCCGCAGUUCGGCUGGAAGGACCCCGAGUACCUGCACCGGAUCAACGUGCAGCAGCGCUGCCUGCCCUCGCAGGACGUGGGCUACCAGAUCUUCGCGACCUGCUCCACCUUCUACGUGCCGCUGCUCGUCAUCCUGGGCCUCUACUGGAAGAUCUUCCAGACGGCGCGCAAGCGCAUCCACAAGCGGCAGGCCCUCAAGCACUACGUGGCGCAAGACAAUAACAAGCCCAAGACCAAGCUGCUGAGCACGAAGCGUUUCCUCCGCAUCCGGAGGCUGGGCUCUGACUCGGGGGCGGCCUCGGGGGACCCGCUGGUGUCGGCGCUCGUCAUGGUGGAGGGGCACUCGACCACGACGGUGGUGGACGAGAACAGCACGGACGGCGACCGGAAGAAGUCCGAGGCCAGCGAGAGCUCCCCCUCCGCCAAGGAGGCCACCACGGCCUUCACCAUCAGCGGGGCGCCCCCGGUGGACGGCGGCUCCUCGGCGUACCUCACUCCCGGCGCCGCGGCCGGCAACAGCGCCCCGGACAAGACCGCCACCCCGAACAACGGGCCGAACAACGGGUCGGCGUCGCUCAGCCAGGGCGGCCCGCCGAGCCGCGCGCCCAGCCCCGAGCCCGGGGCCGGGGGCAAGGUGAACCCGGCCGCGCUGGCCGCCGCCAAGAAGGAGAAGAAGGAGUCCCUGGAGGCGAAGCGCGAGCGCAAGGCGGCCAAGACGCUGGCCAUCAUCACGGGGGCCUUCGUGGUGUGCUGGCUGCCCUUCUUCAUCAUGGCGCUGGUGAUGCCGCUGUGCGAGUCCUGCCAGAUCAACGACCACGUGGCCAGCCUGUUCCUGUGGCUCGGCUACUUCAACUCGACGCUCAACCCCGUCAUCUACACCGUGUUCAGCCCCGAGUUCCGGCAGGCCUUCAAGCGCAUCCUGUACGGCGGCCGGCACCCGCGCAACGGCCGCGGCCAGGGGCGCGCCAGGGACUUCCGCACGGGGCGGCCGAGGUAG
This is a messenger RNA of Thrips palmi, 1925 nucleotides long. Its product is annotated as 5-hydroxytryptamine receptor-like. Gene Ontology annotation, molecular function: G protein-coupled amine receptor activity. The coding region runs from base 201 to 1925 and encodes 574 amino acids. The transcript is spliced from 11 exons. Gene Ontology annotation, cellular component: membrane. The record is from RefSeq and is a predicted model, not a curated record. Lineage: Eukaryota; Metazoa; Arthropoda; Insecta; Thysanoptera; Thripidae. Gene Ontology annotation, biological process: adenylate cyclase-activating adrenergic receptor signaling pathway.